AUUUUCCGAGUCAGUAUUGUGUAUAGCUUCUUUUCUUUUUUCCACCUAAGCUUUUAACUUUGUAUAACUGUUGGAUCCAUGCUUUUAUAGCUAGCAUAACAAGACAUUUAUGGGCCAACUAGUUUAUGCUUUCCUAAUUAAUUUAUGUAUCUUUGAACUUUUCAUUAAUGUUAAAUAUUUUUGUUUGAUAACCAAUGUUUGCCCCAUACAAAUCAAUCCUGCCUCAUGUAAUCUUAUCAGGGCUAAGUUAUAUGCAGACCUUAACCGGAUUUUUCAAGUGGUUAUGAUAGGGUUAAGAGAAUGCCUAAACCUCUUGUUACCUAAGUGUAUGUUAGGCGCUAGCCUGACAGUAAUGGGAUUAACUAACCGAAUUCUGUUAGGAAUAACUAACUGAAUUUUGUUAGUUAAAGAGUACUAUAAAUAAGAGCUCUAACGGAUUGUAAAGGAGUUUUUGGCAUAUUGGGAUUUGGGACUAACUGAAUUGGGAUCAGAGCACCAAUCUGGUGCCCUGAGAUCCGCGAUUCCAGACGCUGCGUAUGAAGACCAGGAGUAUGGCGCGAAACUCUGAAGAUUGGGAGCAAGAACAUGAGGAGAUGAGGAUUCGAUUGGAGCUUGCUGAAGCUCUGGCGAAGAAACACGAGGAACAAAUCGCAGAGAUUGUCGCGCGAUUUGGCCAAAAUCGAGAUCGUGAUCGCAAGGGAGGUCUAAUUCUUGAAGGAAUCGGCAGCAGUGGUGGUCAUCUUGAGGAUACGAAUCGAAGGGAGAAGUGGCGCAAGCUGGAGAUUCCGAAUUUUGUUGGAGAAGAUGCGUUUGGCUGGACGUAUCGACUGGAGAGAUAUUUUCUGUUGAAAGAUGUCACUAAAGAUGAAAAGAUGCAAGCGGCAAUGAUGGCUUUGGAGGGAAAAGCUUUGAGUUGGUAUCAAUGGUGGGAGAGGUGCAAUCCAAAUCCAAAUUGGGAAAGGUUCAAACUUGCUGUUGUGAGGAGAUUUCAACCUUCCAUGAUUCAAAAUCCGUUUGAACAAUUGCUAUCUCUCAAGCAAACAGGCACUGUGGAGGAAUUUGUGGAAGAUUUUGAGAAGUAUGUGGGAGCAUUGAGGACUAUUGAUCAAGAAUUCGUGAGAGGAAUUUUUCUGAAUGACCUUAAGGAAGAGUUGCAAGCAGAGGUAAAUUGUAUGAUUUACAUUCCUUAUCGGAAAUCAUUCAAAAAGCUUUAUUGAUAGAACAAAGAAUGUGUUGCUUAAU
Messenger RNA from Glycine soja, 1242 nucleotides. RefSeq lists its product as uncharacterized. Lineage: Eukaryota; Viridiplantae; Streptophyta; Magnoliopsida; Fabales; Fabaceae. The coding region runs from base 537 to 1217 and encodes 226 amino acids. The transcript has a single exon. The record is from RefSeq and is a predicted model, not a curated record.